Molecule: messenger RNA, 4320 nt
Organism: Toxorhynchites rutilus septentrionalis
Lineage: Eukaryota; Metazoa; Arthropoda; Insecta; Diptera; Culicidae
Exons: 1
Coding region: 1-4320 (1439 amino acids)
Biological process (GO): DNA integration
Molecular function (GO): nucleic acid binding
Source: RefSeq, a predicted model, not a curated record
AUGUUAGUGAAGGUACGAGCAACUCCAACACCGAAACCAGAUAAAUUAGAAAGUUUAGUCAACUUUGGUCUAGUUGUUCAGAAUUUUUGCGCUCAGUUGAAGGCGGUCGGUAUGGAGAACCAUCUGAAGAAUCCAACCUUACUACGAGAGCUCGUGGAGAAGUUACCGACGAAUGUUCGUCUGGAUUGGGCUCUAUUCCAGCGUCAACAGGUCGAAGUAGACCUAGCAGUCUUUGGGGAUUUUAUGUCAUCCUUGGUAUCAGCCUUGAGUCAUGUCGUCACGCCAACAGUAUCAAGUUCGUCUCUAGAAGUGAGGGGAGAAAAAAGAAAAGAUAAAGCUUUUGUCAACGCCCACACGAUCAAGGGAGAGGAUGAAUCCGCCACGGUAUCCGAGAAUCAACAUAAGUGUUGUCCAGUUUGUAAGAAAGCUGGACAUAAAACAAAGGAUUGCUUCCAGUUUCCUAAAUUAGAUCUGAAUACUCGCUGGAAAGUGGUUCAGGAUUAUAAUCUCUGUCGCCGUUGCUUAGUUGCCCAUGGGAGAAGACCAUGUAAAAGUCCGGUUUGCGGAAUCGAUGGUUGCGAAUACCGCCACCACAAAUUGCUUCAUUCGACAAAAACGAGUUCCGAGGGGAAGCUACCAGUACAGCCAAAAACUUCGGGUACGGUUUCACUUCAUCGGGAGUUUGAGGGUUCCACACUUUUUCGUGUCAUCCCAGUAACAGUAUAUGGGAAGGAAAUAUCUGUUGACACUUAUGCGUUUUUGGAUGAUGGUUCCGAAUUGACGCUCAUAUCAGAGGAAUUGGUGAAGCGACUUCGAGUAACCGGUACGCCCGAUCCUCUUUGUUUGCAGUGGACCGGAAAUGUGACUCGGACAGAACCCGACUCGAAAGUGGUUCAAUUACAGAUAUCGGGUAGAGGAUUUCUUAAACGGUUUCCAUUAAAAGAUGCUCGUACUGUAAUGAGUCUCGAUUUACCAUCGCAGACACUUGAUUUUAAAGAGAUGGAAGAGAUGUUCUGCCAUCUACGCGGCCUUCCGGUAGCAGAGUAUUUCAACGCUACCCCAAUGUUAUUAAUUGGUUUAAACAACGCACAGUUGAGCGCAUGUCUAAAGCUUCGAGAGGGUAAACUCAACGAACCAUUUGCAUCGAAAACAAGAAUUGGUUGGUCGAUAUAUGGGAACAUAGGAGUGAUGGAAAAUACUUCCAAGCACCGUCACGUCCAUGUCUGUUCUCGCUCGCGAGAUGAUGAAUUGCACACUAUGGUGCAAAGUUUCUUCAAUGCCGACAGAGAAGGAGUAUCCACUGUUCCUCUUUUGGAAUCUGUCGACAACCAGCGAGCUCGAGCUAUUUUGGAGAAAACUACUGUGCGCACAACGUCCGGAAGAUUCGAGACCGGUCUGUUGUGGCGUUACGACGAGAUUGAAUUCCCCGAUAGUUUUCCGAUGGCUGAGCGUAGGCUGCAGUAUUUGGAACGUCGACUAUUGGGAAACCCAUCAUUAUACGACAACGUGCGACAACAGAUAGCUGACUAUCAGCAUAAAGGGUACGCACACAAAAUCACCGAAGGAGAUCUACAGCGUUCUGAUCUACGGCGUGUAUGGUACCUACCAUUGGGAAUAGUACUGAAUUCGAAAAAACCCGGAAAAGUUCGUGUAAUAUGGGAUGCCGCUGCAAAGGUUGAAAACGUUUCUUUCAACAGCAUGAUCCUCAAAGGUCCAGACCUAUUGAUAUCUCUCCCUAGUGUGCUCUUCAAAUUCCGUGAAAGGCAAAUAGCAGUAAGUGGUGACAUCAAAGAGAUGUUUCAUCAGGUGCUGAUACGUUCGUCCGACCGUCAAUCUCAACGGUUCCUUUGGAGGAACGAUCCUUCAGAUCCUGCCGAAGUGUUCGUUAUGGACGUAGCCACGUUCGGUUCCAGUUGUUCGCCUUGUUGUACGCAGUUCGUAAAGAAUCUUAACGCUAAAGAAUAUGAGACCCAAUACCCUAGAGCAUCAGCAGCCAUUCAAAACAACCACUACGUGGAUGAUUAUCUCGAUAGCUUUGAUACGAUCGAUGAAGCAUAUCAAGUAGCGGAAGAAGUGCGAAUAGUUCACCAGAAAGCCGGAUUUGAAAUCCGGAAUUGGCUGUCCAACUCAACAGAACUGAUAAGUCGUAUGGGGAAGGUUGAAGUAGAAGCCUUCAAGUGCCUCAACAACGAUAAAGAAGAAGAAUGUGAACGGGUGCUUGGGAUGAUGUGGUUCCCAGUCGAAGAUGUGUUCCGGUUUAAGUUGACACUCCGUGAUGAAAUGGAAGAUCUAUUGCGAGAAAAAAGUGUGCCAACAAAAAGAGAGGCUCUCCGCCUCGUGAUGAGUGUGUUUGAUCCCCUCGGAUUAAUAUCGAUGAUUGUGAUACACGGUAAGAUCCUCAUACAAGCCAUUUGGAAGGCGGGAACAAGUUGGGACGAUCAGGUUCCACCAGAAAUAUUUGUUGGUUGGCAACGCUGGGUGAACGCCUUAAUGAAAUUAGAAACGAUUGAAAUUCCACGCUGUUAUUUGCCGGAUCACGAACCGGUGAGUUACGACAGUUUGGAACUGCACGUUUUUGUAGACGCGAGUGAGAACGCUUAUGCUUGUGCUGCGUACUUUAGAAUUGUAGAUCGAGGGUCGGUGAAGUGUAUCUUGGUUUCUUCAAAAAGCAAAGUAGCUCCGGUAAAGUCGCUUUCAAUACCGAGGCUUGAACUACAGGCGGCGGUUAUCGGUACUCGCUUCGGAAAAACACUUGUGGAAAAUCAUUCUCUCCGAAUUAGUCGCAGAAUUUUUUGGAGCGACUCCAGUACGGUGUUGGCUUGGAUCCGGUCAGAUCAUCGACGAUACAAGCAGUACGUAUCCUUUAGAAUUAGCGAAAUUCUGAGUGAAUCCACCAUAGCAGAAUGGCGAUGGGUUCCUACCAAACAAAACGUUGCGGAUGAAGCGACAAAAUGGGGCAAAGGCUCGGAGUAUGACCCUACUACUAGGUGGUUUAAGGCGCCAGAUUUUUUGUACAACUCAGAGAAAGAAUGGCCAACCCAGGAAAAUACAAUUUUUGAUACGUCCGAAGAAAUUAGAGCAGUUCACAAUAUCCAUCGGAACCAGAACGAGCAAAACAUUAUCGAUUUUAGUAGAUUCUCAAAGUUUGAAAGGUUGGUGAGAAUGGUUGCUUACGUUCAUCGUUUCAUUACCCAAUGUAAAUUCGGGCGCAGCUAUGGUAAUUCUUCGAAUAGCGUUUUAUCCAGAGAAGAUUUGAAAGAAGCUGAAUCAACAAUCUACCGGUUAACACAGAUGGAAGCUUACCCACUCGAACUCGCGAUUAUGCGGAAAAAUUUGAAAAGACCCUCGGAUCAACAAAUUCUGCUAGAAAAGAACAGUGUAUUGUAUAAACUGUCGCCGUUUCUGGACGAAUCAGGAGUAGUACGCAUGCAAAGCCGCAUCAGUAACGCACUGUAUGUCUCCUACGCAACGAGGAAUCCAACAAUUUUGCCAAAAAACCAUCCUGUGACGAAGCUGUUGGUUAACUACUACCACCGUAAAUAUGGUCACUGCAACAACGAGACGGUAGUCAACGAGAUUCGUCAGUCCUUCCAUAUUUUCAAUCUCAGGACAACAGUGCGCAAAGCAGCGAAAGAGUGUAUGUGGUGUAGGGUGUGUAAGUCCGCUCCUGAGACCCCGCGAAUGGCUCCGCUACCUUCGGCACGAUUAACGCCACAUGUUCGUUGUUUCACCUUCGUUGGGCUAGAUUACUGCGGCCCAUUUCUCAUCCGAAGAGGAAGAUCGAGUGUCAAACGAUGGGUUGCACUGUUUACAUGCUUAACAGUGAGAGCAGUUCACUUGGAAGUAGCGUAUUCCCUCGAUAUUGAUUCGUGCAAACUUGCGAUUCGGCGUUUUAUAGCCAGAAGAGGUUCUCCACAAGAGAUCUACAGUGAUCAAGGCACAAAUUUUCGUGGAGCCGGCAAGGAACUAGCAAAGGAGAUUCAGAAUAUGAACCAAUCAUUAGCAGGAACUUUCACUAACGCCAGAACCCAGUGGUACUUCAAUCCUCCGGCGGCUCCACACAUGGGCGGAGCCUGGGAGCGCAUGGUACACUCUGUAAAAACUGCGUUGAUUGCUUUGUCUGCUCCGAAGAAACCUGAUGAUGAAUUGUUCUGCACGGUUUUGGCGGAAGCUGAAUCAAUGGUCAACUCAAGGCCGCUUACAUACUUACCUCUGGAUUCUGAGACGCAGGAGUCAUUAACGCCGAAUCAUUUCCUCCUGUUGAGCUCCUCCGGGGACAACCCCGGAGGAGCUCAACAGGAGGAAAUGAUUCGGCGUUAA